UAGGCAGACUUUAACUUCAAGUAACAUUAAGGAGAUCAACAGAAAUAGUUUAUAUUCCAAACCAGUGUUUUGAUGAGGACCCGGCCAUUUGCUGUCAAUGCUAAAAUCACCCCAGUGAUUCAAUCUGGGCUUGCUCCAUUACAAGAAUUUUGCUGAUAUGACAAACAAGAUUUGCUGAUAUUGACAAGAUGAUUGAUACCUGAUAAAAACAGCAAUGGACAAUCCAGAGGCUACCUGUCAAGAAGAUGCAUUUGACUUUGACCUCGUUGAAACAGGUUGUUAUGGAAGUGUUACAGCGAUCUCUAAGGACAAGAAUUCAAUUAAACUGAAUCAUGCUUGGUCGAAAAAAACAUUACCUGUGGGACUUCCCCCUGUGCUGCCUGACUGGAGAGCGGAUGUUGAACACUACCUCACCUGUCCAGAGAAACUACCAAUACACGACACAGCAAAAUCACAAAAAUUCUGGCCUAGAGAAAGUUGUCCAGACAACCUAUACUCAAUUGACCUGUGUCCACUCCAGACGACCAUACAAGUGGAGAGGAACCCCACCACUGGUCAGCUGUUAGGGUAUAAAGAGGAGUACUUGACGGACACAGGAAGUACCAGCAAAACAUCCCUGUCUCUGAAACGUGCACCAGGACCCCCCUCACAGGAUGUUCGUGGCAACACACUCAACAUACCAUUCUGGCCAGGAGGACUUGAUGAACCAGAUUUAGAAAAGACCACCAUAGAAAAUGUUGAUUUGAACUCUGAGAUGAAUCUUGAAUCCGAUCUCCUGAAUGUAGCCCCUGGAAUGAAAUCUGGAGUGACCUUUGACCUUCACCAGUCUAACAAAAGUUCAGCGGUCAAGAGUAGUACUGACCAGAACACACCUCAGUCAGUAAUAAACCUUGCUGACAUCCUAGCUCAGGAUAUAGAUGACCUUGACCUUGGUGAAGCUGAAGGUGCUGAGGAACCAGAAGAACCAGAAGAGAAAUUGGAGACUGUUGUGAUUAGGAAAAGUGAGAGCCUCGAAAAUUUGGUACAGGCCACUGACAGAGGCCCGGACACUGACACGGUAAAGGUCAAGGUCAAACCGGUGGUCAAAGAGGAAUGGGCCGUCAGUGUAGAUAUUGACGCUCCAGUGGAGGAUUUCUACAAACGCAUUCCAGACAUGGCAUACAAGUGGCCAUUUGAGCUGGACGUUUUCCAGAAGCAAGCUAUUCUUCACCUGGAGGACCAUGAUAGUGUGUUUGUGGCAGCACACACAUCGGCAGGGAAGACAGUGGUGGCAGAAUAUGCCAUUGCUCUGUCUCUAAAACACAUGACCAGGACAAUAUAUACAUCACCUAUUAAAGCAUUAUCCAAUCAGAAGUACCGAGACUUCAAACAGACGUUCAAAGACGUGGGACUCAUUACUGGUGAUGUUCAGAUGAAUCAGACUGCAUCCUGUCUCAUAAUGACUACUGAAAUCCUCAGGUCUAUGUUGUACAACGGUUCUGAUGUAAUCCGGGACCUGGAGUGGGUGAUCUUUGAUGAGGUCCACUACAUUAAUGAUGCUGAUAGAGGUGUUGUAUGGGAGGAAGUCCUUAUCAUGCUUCCCAAGCAUGUCAAUAUCAUUCUCCUAAGUGCUACAGUACCCAACACUAUUGAGUUUGCCGACUGGAUUGGGAGGACAAAGAGGAAGAAGAUCUAUGUGAUCAGUACCCUGAAGCGGCCUGUCCCCUUAGAACACUUCCUGUAUACCGGUAACAGUGGCAAGACAAGUGACCAGCUCUUCCUUCUUGUGGACCACAAGAAAACCUUCCUCACAAACGGCUAUAGCAAAGCAUUAGCAGCAAAAAAAGAAAGAGCAAGUAAAAGUUCCCAGAACUUUGGAGCCAAAGGAACUAGGGGAGCUCAUCCUAACCAGGAUAAGAACAUUUGGACCUCUGUGAUUGAUAUGCUGAAGAAGAAAGAUAAACUGCCAGUUGUUGCUUUCACAUUCUCUAAGAAAAAGAUUGAGGACAAUGUCAACAACCUCCACAGCCUUGACCUCACCACGCAAAAGGAAAAAAGUGAAAUUCACAUCUUCUUCCACAAGUCUAUCACACGGUUAAAAGAUCCAGAUAAAAAACUCCCACAGGUGAUGCAAAUGGAGGAUCACCUGAAGCGUGGCCUGGGCAUGCACCACAGUGGUAUACUUCCCAUCCUGAAGGAGGUGGUGGAGAUGCUGUUCCAAAGAGGACUAGUUAAGAUCUUAUUUGCUACGGAGACGUUUGCCAUGGGUGUAAACAUGCCAGCCCGUACAGUGGUGUUCGACUCCAUUAGAAAGCAUGAUGGGACAUCGUUCCGUGACCUGUUGCCAGGGGAAUACAUCCAGAUGGCCGGAAGAGCAGGACGUAGAGGGUUGGAUACCACGGGGACAGUGAUCAUUCUCUGUAAGGGGGAUGUACAGGAGAUGUCCGAUCUUCACAAAAUGAUGCUUGGGAAGCCGACCAAGUUGGAGUCCCAGUUUCGCCUGACUUACUCUAUGAUCCUCAAUUUGUUACGAGUGGAGCAGCUCCGCGUAGAAGACAUGAUUAAGCGCAGUUUCUCCGAGUUCCACUCACAGAAGGAUACUAUCAAACAUAAGAACGCCCUUGAAGAGCUCCACUCCAAGGUGGCUAACAUUACAAACAUUGAGUGUUUCCUGUGUUCUGUAGAUUUGGAGAAGUACUACCAGAGUUGCAAGGAGUACCACAAAUCCAAGAAAGAACUACAGACCAUUGUACUGUCACAUCCAACAGCGAUUAAGUUACUCGGUGCUGGGCGAGUGGUGGUUGUUGACAAUGCCAGUCACAGCAAUGUUCUAGGCAUAGUACUACAGACCUCUAGCUCUAGUAGUGACCGAACUUUCACCUGCCUCGUCAUUUGUGAUGACAAACAUAAAGAAGGUCAAGGUGAGACAAAGUCUGAUGGUAACAUUGGGCUGCAGGUUACCCCUGUAUUGAGUAAUACCCUCUACCGGCCGGAGGGUGUGUGCUGUCAUCAGCUGGUAGUUCUUAAAGCAGAGGAUAUCGGUAUGAUCACAACAAAGACCAUACGAGUGGAGGCGGAUAGGAUAGUCAACGAUGUACGCAAGAGGCAGCAACCACGAUUUAGAGAUGAUCCUCCCAAUCAAGCAGUGUCCAUAGCAACUCAGGAGCUGUUGAGACUAACAGAGGGAAACCCACAGGGACUGCCUGGCCUUGACCCUGUGAAGGACCUUCACCUUCGUGACAUUGACAUGGUAGAACAGUUUCGGGCGUUUACCUUCCUAGAAGGAAGUUUAAAGACAUUCCAGUGUGUCAACUGUCCAAGGUUUCAGGAACAUUUUGGUCAGCUAAGCAGUAAUAUGAAACUGAAGGAUGAAUACAUCCAUCUAAAGUUUUUAUUGUCUGAUGAAAGUCUCCAGCUUCUUCCCGAGUACCAGCAAAGAAUAGAGGUCUUGAGAGCCUUGAAUUACAUUGAUGCUAACAACACAGUACAGCUGAAGGGGCGGGUAGCCUGUGAGAUCAGUAGUCAUGAACUAAUGAUCACUGAACUAGUGUUUGAGAACGCACUUACUGAACUCCAUCCCACAGAGAUUGCUGCCCUGUUAUCCUCAGUUGUAUUCGAACAAAAGAGGGCCAGCGAACCUAACAUUAUUGACACCCUAGAGAAGGGUAAGGAGCGCAUUUUGGAGAUUGCCGACGGGAUCACUGCUCUUCAGAAGCAGAUGGGCAUGUUACUUGGGGCCGAGUACAAGGAAACGUUCAAGUUUGGACUCAUGGAGGUCGUGUUUGAGUGGGCUAGGGGCAUGCCUUUUGCGGAGAUCACAAAUCUGACCGAUGUCCAAGAGGGUAUCAUUGUGCGGUGUAUACAGCGCCUACAUGAGACACUGAGGGACGUGAGAAAUGCAGCAAGAAUUAUUGGUGAUCCAGUCCUCUAUCAGAAAAUGGAUGAAGCCUCCUUCAUGAUUAAAAGAGACAUUGUUUUCGCAGCAUCAUUAUACACACAGUGAAUGAAAUUACACAAAUAUUCUAAUGAAAUAAAUAUUGAAGACAUCAAUAUAUUUUGGUGUAUAAUGACAUCCAAGAAAUUAUUCAUUGUAGAAAAUUGCACACAUAAAUACACAUACAGCACACUG
Messenger RNA from Mizuhopecten yessoensis (Yesso scallop), 4108 nucleotides. RefSeq names its product helicase SKI2W-like. The transcript is spliced from 25 exons. Lineage: Eukaryota; Metazoa; Mollusca; Bivalvia; Pectinida; Pectinidae. The record is from RefSeq and is a predicted model, not a curated record. Gene Ontology annotation, biological process: nuclear-transcribed mRNA catabolic process, 3'-5' exonucleolytic nonsense-mediated decay. The coding region runs from base 215 to 3982 and encodes 1255 amino acids. Gene Ontology annotation, molecular function: RNA binding; ATP binding; RNA helicase activity. Gene Ontology annotation, cellular component: Ski complex.